This is a messenger RNA of Rhincodon typus (whale shark), 2612 nucleotides long. RefSeq names its product zona pellucida sperm-binding protein 3 receptor-like. The transcript is spliced from 8 exons. Bases 1 to 906 code for a protein of 301 amino acids. NCBI's taxonomy places the organism in Eukaryota, Metazoa, Chordata, Chondrichthyes, Orectolobiformes, Rhincodontidae. The record is from RefSeq and is a predicted model, not a curated record.
AUGAAGAAGAGUCCGAGACCAGCCUGGCUCGAGAGACGCGUCGCAGUGGAGUGGGAGCAGAGCAAGCGUGGACUGAGUCCCAGAAGCAAGUCGCAGCCAGAGCAGCAGCAGAGCGACCGUGGCCAGGCUGGGAGCCGAGUUGCGGCUGGAGCGGGAGCAGAUCAAUACCAGGUGAGCCAGAGGGACGGGUCCUGGACAGAUGCCGGUAUAUGGAGGAGACUUGUUGAACGUGAUUUUUUAAAAAUUUGGUUAACAGGUGAUUGUGGAAAACCUCCGACUUUGGAAAAUGGCUUACCAGUUGAUGCUCAGACCACCCAGCCUGUGGGUACAAGACUUGCUUAUAAAUGUUUCCAAGGAUAUGUGUUUCAGGAAGGAGGUUCAAGACACAUUACCUGCAGGGAAAAUUCAACUUGGUCACCUCUACAAGCAGUUUGUGAACCAAUAAACUGUGGUAAUCCUGGAGAGAUUCUGAAUGGGUAUUAUAAUGCAUCAGAUACCACUCUUGGAAGUAGAGCUUAUUUUUAUUGUAAUAACUGGUUCAACCUUGUUGGUAGGAACUACCGGAUUUGUACAGCUAAUGGCUGGAGUGGCCAAGUUCCAACAUGUGAAAUUGUCCAGUGUCCUGAUCCUCCACAUAUUGCUAAUGGGACAGUUUCAUCAUCUGACAGUGACUCCUGGCCAUAUGGAAGUAUAGCAAGAUAUUCAUGUCUUGGGAAUUAUUCACUAAUUGGUGAAGAAACCAUCACCUGUACAGUGACUGGGCAAUGGGAUAAGGAUCCACCAAGAUGUCAAGCUCCCAGUUCAGUUCCUACUCCUACUACUCCUUCUGGUGGAUGUGAAGGACAUAUUGGUCAACAAUUUGAACUGCUCUUCAUCCUGGGGGUCUCAGCAGUAUUUCUGACCUAAUGUAGUCCUGGCUUUUUUAAAAAAAAAAGCCACUGAACUGAAGCUUUUUUUGGGCCACAGUACUAUCUUGGUGCUCAGCAUUUGUGGGGAACAGUCUCCAUUUUAACGUUUCAUUCUGAAACCAGUGAAGUAAAUAUUUAUACUGCAAAAGUCAGUUCCUGGAUGCCGAUGAGAAAAGGCCAAUGCUUGUACUUGAUGCAAGCUUGGCUUUAUAUUUUGAAUUUAACAAACUGUACUCCUUGAGUUAACUCCAAUCACAAGCGAAUGCUAACCUUGCAGGAGUGUGCAUUAAUAUCUACUAAAGUACAGCUAAUCUGAAUUAACUUAAAUGAUUUUACUUUAAAUUUCAGCCACUGAGUAUUGAUAUCUGUACAGUAUGUAAAAAUCUAAUUGAUCCAUCACUUGAGAGGGGAGACAUUCAUAGUUCUGUGAAUGUGAUGAAAGCAUUCAUAAUAUCUCACCCAUUAGACUCGUAACUGAGCACCAAAGCUGAGGCCCAAUCCACUUCCAAAAGUGUAUUGUUUUGCUUAAAUCAUUGGAAUUAAUCUGGUAUUCGCUUUAAAACAUCUUUCACUCCACUGACUCACCAGUCAUGACAAUAGUCUGACAUCUGAAAUGGAGAACAUUUUAAAGCUAACAGUUGUAAGGUGUGUUCUCCAAAGCAUGUAGACAUGGCCAACUAUUUGAAUUGCUAUUUUUGUUUGAAAUAUCUGCCUUUUUCUGAAAAAAGGCAAAAAUGAGGACCAUGCAUGUUUUACCUCCAAGAACUCGACCAAAUCUUUAUUGUGGAUCCACAUGUUCCAAGAAUGCUGCAUAAAGUAAUCUUUUGACUGUUGUGCACAUCUUCAGCUUAUUUUCACAUGUAAGAAAGAACAGACUUGUUUAGAGCACUUUUUUUGUGUGCUUUUGAACAGUCAAUUAACUCAAUUGUUUGAAAAUGUCUAAGGAGAAAAAAAGAACAAACACUGGAAACUACCAGAUUUAAUCUUUUUUUUGGAUUGCCUUGUACCAGAGUUCUAUCACUUCAAUUCAACAGAUAUUUAAUCAACACAUUCUUGUUUUGCUUCAGCAGAGAACAUGAGAUUUUCUGUGCUUAAAUAUGAACUUUGAAAAUGGAAUGUUGGAUUCAGUUCUUUGCACCAGAAUCAACCAAUAAAAGAUGCAUUAGUCAUCUUGUAUGUGAUCCUGAACCAAAUACAACAGCAAUUUGGAGACUUUCAAAUAGCCAGUACUAAACCUGAACUAGGAGAAGUGAAAUCAAGUCAAUUUUGCAAUUUGGAAUAACUUCAUUUCUCUCUUGUACUGUAACCAUUGUUAUUCUUUGUUUGGUAGGGCUUAUUUCCCUUUUUGCAGGGGUGGGGGAGGGGAAAUGGCUACUAGAAAAUUAAGAUUUAUUUUUGCACAAGUUAUUCUUUAAUUUAUUAAAUGAUUAAAAGCUAAGUGCCAAAGUAUUUUGCUUUUUCUGUGUGUCUUAUCUGACUUAGGAUUUGUGAUUCAAGAUCAAUCACCUUACAAAUCACCUAUGACUUUUUAUAUGCUCCUGAAAAUAGAUUUCAAAGAAAACAUCUUUGCAAGUCUUUUUUAACCAUUUGAAACUUGUUGUGUAAUUUGCUCUGCAUUUCCUUUUAAUUUCUUGAGCAAAAUGUAAAAGUAUUUAAGAUGGUGGAAAAAAUGUUAUUACAAAUAAUAAAACAUGAUCUAACUAC